AUGUUUGGAAAAAAAACCACAGCGACGUCGCCAACUGCGUCAGACAAUGAAGCCGGCAUCAAGAGCGAGACGAACAACUUCUACGACCCCAAUAUCGCGAGCAACACGGGCGUCGAAUACGAUGAAUUGAACGUCGUCUGCCCCGCGCACACCACCGAGAAGAAGUUGAUGACCAAGAUCGAUUUGAGAGUCAUCCCCUUCCUCUGCAUCCUCUACCUCCUAGCCUUCCUCGAUCGAGUCAACAUCGCAAAUGCGCGCUCCUUUGGCCUCAUAGCAGAGCUUAAAUUGCAGGGAAACCAGUACAACACCGCUUUAACGAUCUUCUUCGUCCCCUAUAUCCUCUUCGAAAUCCCAUCAAAUGUCCUCCUCAAGAAAUUCAGUCCGCGUAUCUGGCUUUCGGCAUGUAUGUUCAUGUUUGGUGUGGUUUCCAUCUGCCAGGGCCUAGUCCAAAAUUACGCAGGUCUGCUUGUAACUCGAUUCUUCCUUGGUGUAUUUGAAGCGGGAAUGUUCCCAGGAUGUUUCUACCUCAUCGGGAUGUGGUAUAAACGCUCUGAAGCCCAACGACGAUACAGUUUCUUCUUCUCCAGCACAACUUUGGCCGGUGCCUUUGGUGGAUUACUCGCCUCCGCCAUUGGCAAGAUGGACGGUCUCCAAGGCUACAAAGGCUGGCGAUGGAUCUUCAUCCUCGAAGGCGUACUCACCUCCGUAGUCGCCCUAGUAUUCUUCUUCUUCAUCCCCUCCUUCCCCGAAGACGCAAGCUGGCUCUCCCAGGACGAACGCGAAUACGUCAAAGCCCGCCUGCAAGCCGACCAAGGCCGCUCAGCCGCCGAGCGCAAAAUCACCAUCCGCGACGUCGGCCGCGUCUUCAAAGACUACAAAGUCAUCCUCGGCGGCUUCAUGUACUUCGGCAUGAUCGUGCCCGCCUACGGAUACGCCUACUUCGCGCCGGCCAUCAUCACCACCUACAAAUACUCGCCCAUCCAAACGCAACUGCACUCCGUCCCGCCCUGGGCCUGCGCCUUUGCCUUCGCCAUGAUCAUCGCCUUCUGCUCCGACUACACCCGCCACCGCUUUCUCUUCACCAUUUUCCCCAUCGCCAUCUCCAUGUCCGGCUUCUGCAUCCUGCUCGCGGUCCACAACAACACGCCCGUGCAGUACGCGGGGCUCUUCCUCGUCGCCAUGGGCGCCUACUCCGCGAUGCCGGUCAUCGUGUGCUGGUUCAAUAUGAAUCUCGGCGGUCACCAUCGGCGGUCUGUCGGGUCGGCGUGGCAGGUCGGGUUCGGGAAUAUCGGGGGCAUCAUCGCGACGUAUUCGUUCUUGGCGAAGGACGCGCCGAAAUAUACGAAGGGAUAUGCGAUCUGUCUCGGGUUCUUGUGUCUGGCCAUGGCGAGCUGUUGUGCGUAUGCGGCGGCGGUGUGGAGUGAGAAUCGGAAGAGGGAUAAGACGCCGGUGGAUGUUGGGUUGACGGAGUAUGAGAAGACGGAGUUGGGUGACAUGAAUCCGGAAUACAGAUAUCUCUUGUGA
Molecule: messenger RNA, 1524 nt
Organism: Glarea lozoyensis ATCC 20868
Lineage: Eukaryota; Fungi; Ascomycota; Leotiomycetes; Helotiales; Helotiaceae
Product: MFS general substrate transporter
Exons: 3
Coding region: 1-1524 (507 amino acids)
Biological process (GO): transmembrane transport
Cellular component (GO): plasma membrane
Molecular function (GO): transmembrane transporter activity
Source: RefSeq, a predicted model, not a curated record